Alternaria metachromatica is the source of this 1806-nucleotide messenger RNA. RefSeq lists its product as uncharacterized. The transcript has 4 exons. Bases 1 to 1806 code for a protein of 601 amino acids. NCBI's taxonomy places the organism in Eukaryota, Fungi, Ascomycota, Dothideomycetes, Pleosporales, Pleosporaceae. The record is from RefSeq and is a predicted model, not a curated record.
AUGGAUCUAGCACGUUAUUUCAGUUUACGACGGAAGACUACCGGCAGUCACAACAGUACUCACGCAGCGCACGGAAAGGACAGGACUUAUCUGCCCCUACUUGCAAGUCCCAUCAACGAAGAUGUCCUCGAAGUGGUAUCGGGUAACUCUUCAGAUUUGGAGAAAGUCAACACCCACACAAGCACACUCGACGGUUCGAACGAAACGACUACAUUUGCUGGGAAUGGCAGAACAAGUCGCGGAAACAUCAUCGUUUACAAACAACAUACCGAAGCCAGCACGAUCGAGCUCUUCUACGAUCUUUUCUUCGUUGCGAAUCUUGCGUACUUUACAGCUAUGCAUCAGCAUACCGAUGCAGAAUCACUCAUCAACUACAUCAAGCUCUUCACACUGAUGUGGUUUACCUGGCUAAGCGUCACACUUUUUGACGUGCGCUUCAGCAUCGACUGCGUAUGGAACCGCUUUCACAAAGCCAUACAGUUCGGCAUCUUCACGGGCUUUGUGUAUGCCGGCCCAGUUUUCGACAAGUACAGCACCAGUGGUGUCGAGAAAUCGUACCGAAACUUUGCUAUCGUACUCGUCAUCGGCAGAAUCGCAAUUGCUGUUCAAUACGCUGUGGUUAUGUGGCAAGGCCGCAUGUUCCGUCAGACCUUGAUUCCAUUAGGGCUCAGUGCAGGUGUACAUGCUGCUGCAGCGAUAUGCUAUGCCGUUACCAUGGUUGUAUUUCCCAAGGGCCGUGUUGGUCUUGAGGAACAACUCGCAUGGGUCAUCAUAUCCAUCAUUGAAGGUCUUCUCAUCUUUCUUAUCGCCAUGAUAUGGCGCAUCAUCAGUUUCAAAUACACUCAUCUAGCGGAGCGGCUGCAACUCCUGACGCUCAUCAUCAUUGGGGAGGGUAUCAUCGGAAUGGUCAAGAGCGUGGCAUGUAUCACCAAAAGCCAGACGAGCAACAACAUGAGUGAAAUUGGAACUGUCAUCGCGGCCAUUCUUCUCUUGUAUCUCCUCUGGAUGCUAUACUUCGACCAGCUUUCCCAUGACCGCUUCGGAACCGUGCGCCAACAAGUAUGGGCUCUGCUACACUAUCCACUGCAUUCGGCAAUCCUCCUCUGCGUCGAAGGAAACACCUCUCUCAUCGUGUGGAACUCAGCCGUGCAAGCUCUCAAGUGGAUUUGGUCUUUCAAGCCCGAGAACUACUACGAUCCAGCCAAUGGUUACUCCGACACCAGCAGCUACAUCGACUACCUCAACCAGAGCAUGAACGCUAUCAACGGGAGAUUCAAGAGCAAAGCCUGGAACACUACAUACAACUGGAACACGAACUUCACUGCAAUCGAGAAUUACACUGCCACAUACGGCUUCAAAUCAGACGAAUGGAACAAUCGAACCGGCGACGUCACCCGUCAUAUGUUCGACAGGGCGCAAGUCUUCGUGUACGAGGCACAUUAUGAAUCUCUGGCGAAGCUCAACGCCGUUGCCGCGACUACAGCUAGUCCGCGGAACAAGCUAGACGCCGUUUCUGAUGUCUUCAACACCACUACCAUGCAGUUCUUCAUCGGCGCAGGUUGUCUAUUGUUGGUGCUCGCGAUCAUGUACUGGUUCAACAAGAUCCACAAGACGAAGUAUGAGUUUGGCGAGAUCAUCAACAGAGUUGUUGUCGGCUUUACGCUUAUUAUACUCGGAAUCUCUGUCGUCAUUGCGGACAAGACCACCAGUGGUUUCAAGUUCAAGGGGAGUCAUUGGAUGAUUCCCAUGGUGGUGCUGUUCUUUGCUGCAGGUAAGUGUCCUCCACAUUUGUUAUCGAAAGACUGA